AGAUAUUUUUAUCUUUAGGUUAAUAUGUAGACUGAGCGCAUGUGCAGUGAAAACGGAAGUUUAUUCACAAUGUGUUUUGCAUGAUACGUAUGAUACAUCAAAAAUACCAAAGCAAUGCAUAUCACAGUUACCACUUUGUCGGAUCAAAUAUUUGCAUUAGAUGUUAGUGAGGAUCUAGAACUUGAAAAUUUUAAGGCAUUAUGUGAGUUUGAAAUCGGCAUUUCAGCUUCUGAAAUGGCUAUUCUAUGGAAUGGGCGUCCUCUUCACGAUGACAAAAGAACAUUGAAGUCAUAUGGUGUUAAAGAUGGAGACAUGUUGUUAUUGCAACACAUGCGUGGGGCCCCACAGGCACCUCAGAGUCCACAACAAUCUGGAACAGGUGUACCACUGAUUGACUUUGGGAGUAUAAGUAUACCAGGCCAGUCUCCAGGACAAGGUCAGGGUGGUAGUGGUGCCUCAGGAAGAGGCCAGCAACCCCUUGCUCCUGAUGACCCAGAGGUUAUUAGACAGAUGCUGCUCAAUAGUCCACAUGAGUUGUCAUUGCUAAAGGAGAGGAACCCACCCCUGGCUGAUGCUCUUCUCAGUGGAAGUAAAGAAAAGUUUGCAGAGGUGUUCAACAAACAGAGGAAAGAAAAAAUGGAAAGAGAGAAAGAAAGAAUGCAGUUGAUGAAUGCUGACCCUUUUGAUCCCAGUGUUCAAAGUGUCAUUGCUGAGGAAAUAAGAAUGAAAAAUGUAGAGUCCAACAUGGAGAGUGCCAUAGAGUUUGCUCCAGAGAGCUUUGGACAAGUUGUGAUGUUGUACAUAGAUUGUAAAGUUAAUGGACAUGAUGUUAAAGCUUUUGUGGACUCAGGAGCCCAGAUGACAAUUAUGAGUCAGGCUUGUGCUGAGAGGUGCAAUAUUAUGAGGUUGGUUGACCAGAGAUGGGCAGGAAUCGCUAAAGGAGUGGGUACUCAAAAAAUCAUUGGAAGAGUGCAUUUAGGACAGAUUCAGAUAGGCAAUGAUUUCCUUCAAUCUUCAUUUUCAAUAUUGGAGGAUCAACCAAUGGACAUGCUUCUGGGACUAGAUAUGUUAAAAAGACACCAGUGUUGUAUCGAUCUCAAGAAAAGUUUGCUGAUCAUUGGAACAACAGGAACUGAAACUAGAUUUCUGAGCGAGUCCGAACUUCCCGAUCAAGCUCGACAAAACUUUAAUCAACCCAUGUCUCCCAAAUCACAAUUGUCAGAGGAUGCUCAGCUCGCAGAAGCUCUUGCAAAAUCUCAAGAUGAAGCCUUAAAACCAGGUCCCUCAAGUAGUAAUAAAACUGUAACCCCAAGUGCCUCUGUUAAAGCCGAUUUUCCUGAGGAAAUCAUUCAGAGGCUUAUGAAUAAUGGAUUCUCAAGACAGGCUGUGAUACGUGAACUAGCAGCUGCCAAUGGCAAUGCAGAUCAAGCAUUAGCUUCUCUGAUAGCCAAGUCAUUUCAGCUUCCACAAUGACGAACCAAGCAUUAGUAUGAAUGUGGUGAAUGUAUUAGCGCGUGGUUAUGAUCAUGAGGUUGUAAAUUUGUCAGGGGUAUUUUUAAUCAAACUUUUUAUACAAUGAUGUAAUCAUUCUUCUUAACUCUCCCAGUUUUAUUUCAAGUGAAUGUGUUUUAAGCGAUUGUUUUUGUUUCUUGUUGACACACAAGUUGAUCUGUCUUUAAAAAUUACACUUUCUUGUUUAUCUCUUGUUCUGCAUGUCAGGUUCUUUUAGUUCUUUAGCUCGAAUAAAGAAUUGAUACACACA
Messenger RNA from Ostrea edulis (European flat oyster), 1762 nucleotides. RefSeq names its product protein DDI1 homolog 2-like. Gene Ontology annotation, biological process: proteolysis. NCBI's taxonomy places the organism in Eukaryota, Metazoa, Mollusca, Bivalvia, Ostreida, Ostreidae. The record is from RefSeq and is a predicted model, not a curated record. Bases 115 to 1473 code for a protein of 452 amino acids. Gene Ontology annotation, molecular function: protein binding; aspartic-type endopeptidase activity. The transcript is spliced from 8 exons.